GGGGCGGGGCCGCGGGAGCGCGGGAAGUCCAGAUCCCGGCCCGGCAGCCCGAUCCCUGCGCCGUGCCCUGAGUAUGAGCCUGGACCGCGAACUUCGCCAGCUGAGCAAGGCCAAGGCCAAGGCCCAGAACAGCGGGCAGCUGCGGGAAGAGGCCGCCCUCUGCCACCAGCUGGGGGAGCUCCUGGCCAGCCAUGGCCGCUACUCAGAGGCCCUGCAGGAGCAUCAGCAGGAGCUGCGGCUCCUGGAGAGUGCCGACGACGCCCUGGGCUGCGCCGUGGCCCACCGAAAGAUCGGAGAGCGGCUGGCGGAGAUGGAGGACUACUCAGCUGCCCUGCAGCACCAGCACCACUAUCUGGAGCUGGCCCAUUCCCUGUCCAACCACAUUGAGCUGCAAAGGGCCUGGGCCACCAUUGGCCGAACCCACCUGGACAUCUAUGACCACUGCCAGUCACAGGAUGCCUUGCUGCAAGCACGGGCUGCCUUUGAGAAGAGCUUGGCUAUUGUGGAUGAGAAGCUGCAAAGGACAUUGCCCAAGAGAGAGCUGAGUGAGAUGAGGGCCCGACUCUACCUCAACCUCGGCCUCAUCUUCGAGAGUCUGCAGCAGACAGCCCUGUGCAAUGACUACUUUAAGAAGAGCAUCUUUCUUGCUGAGCAGAACCACCUGUAUGAGGACCUGUUCCGUGCCCGCUACAACCUGGGCGCCAUCCACUGGCGCCAAGGGCAGCACUCCCAGGCCAUGCGCUGCCUCGAGGGGGCCCGGGAGUGUGCGCACACCAUGAAGAAGGGGUUCAUGGAGAGCGAGUGCUGCUUCCUCAUCUCACAGGUUCUCCAAGACCUGGGCGAUUUUCUGGCUGCCAAAAGAGCAUUGAAGAAGGCUUACAGGCUGGGUUCCCAGAAGCCUUUGCAGAAGGCAGCUGUGUGCCAGACCCUCAAGUAUGUGCUGGCGGUGAUCCGGCUACAGCAGCAGCUGGAAGAAUCUGAGAGCAGUGACCCUCAGGGUGCCCUGGGCAUCUGUGAGCAGCUGGGGGAUCUGUUCUCCAAGGCAGGCGACUUCCCCAAGGCGGCUAAGGCCUACCAGAAGCAGCUGGAUUUUGCAGAGCUGCUGAGUAGGCCAGGGCCUGAGCUGGCCGUCAUCCAUGUGUCCCUGGCCACCACCUUGGGAGACAUGAAGGACCACCAAGGGGCUGUGCGCCACUAUGAGGAGGAGCUGAGGCUGCGUGAGGGUAACGCCCUGGAGGAGGCCAAGACCUGGCUGAACAUUGCAUUGUCCCGUGAGGAGGCUGGUGACACCUAUGAGGAGCUGGCACUGUGCUUUCAGAAAGCUCUCAGCUAUGCCCAGCAAGCUCAACGGCCACAUCUACAGAGGCAGGUCCUGCAGCACCUCCACACUGUGCAGCUCAGGCUGCAGCCCCAGGAGGCUCCUGGCACUAAAGCCAGAUUACAGGAGCUAAGUGUGGAUCGGGAAGGCGAGGAGGAGGAGGAGGAGGACCUGCAAGGCGAUGAGGACAGCAGCACCCUGGAGGCCAGCGAGCUGGAGCUCUCAGACAGCGAGGGUGAGGCUGACAGCCAGCCCCAGGACCUGGAGGAGGACGAGGAGCUUCAGGGCUGCCUGAGCCGGCGGCAGGUGAACAAGUGGAACCGGCGCAAUGACGUUGGGGAGACCCUGCUGCACCGAGCCUGCAUUGAGGGCCAGCUGCACCGCGUCCAGGACCUUGUGAGGCAGGGCCACCCCCUGAACCCUCGGGACUACUGUGGUUGGACACCUUUGCACGAAGCCUGUAACUAUGGGCAUCUGGACAUUGUCCGCUUCCUGCUGGACCACGGGGCCGUUGUGGAUGACCCUGGUGGCCAGGGCUGCGAGGGCAUCACUCCCCUGCACGAUGCUCUCAAUUGUGGCCACUUUGAGGUGGCUGAACUGCUCAUUGAACGGGGGGCAUCGGUCAACCUCCGAACCAGGAAGGGCCACAGCCCGUUGGAGACACUGCAGCAGUGGAUGAAGCUGUACCACAGGGACCUGGACAGCGAGACAUUAGAGAAGGCUGGCACCAUGGAGAGGCUGCUCCAGGCAGCCUCCUCUGGCCAAGCUCCCCACAGCUCCCUGGCUCCCGAGACCCUCCCAAGUGACCAUCUGUUUGACCCUGAGACCUCUCCUUCUUCAAGCCCCUGCCCAGGAACCCCAGAGGCCUCUCAGGCCAGUGCCGGGGUUUCAGAGGCACAAACAAUGCCAGCUGUGCCCAGGUCUCAGAGGAGGAGGCACAAGCUAGCCAGCAGUAGCAGCUCAGAGGGCAAGGACAGCCCAGGCCUACCUGGGCCAACCCAGAAGAGGCCUCGGCACUCUGCCCCAGUACAGCGAGCCAGGGCCUGCAUGCUUGGCCAUAUCAGCAAUAGGGAAGCGGCAGCAGCUGGCCAGGCAGCCAUUCGAGGAGUAGGCAGUGCCCAGAGCUGCUGCCCCAGGCCUGGCCCACCUCGGGGCCCAGGUGAAGCUCCCACCCCCCAGGCAGCGCUGAUCCCUGAGGAGGAGUGUCUGGCUGGGGCCUGGCUGGAGGAUGACUUGCUGCUGACCCAUAGACAUCAGGGCUGCCAUCCGCCCUACCCCCAGAGCAGUGGGUACAGGACCAGGCAUAGUGCCUCGGAGUCAAGCAGUGAUGAGAGUCCUGUCAGGCCACGGACCCAAGCCAGGCAGAGCCAGCUGCCCCGUCUCAGGAGUUGGAGUGCAGCGGUCAGAGCAGGUGGAGACUACAGCUUGGCCACAGAGCCCCCACAGAGCCCUGGUGUCCCCAGCACAGACAGCCCUAUGGGACCGAUCCUGCCCCCGACCAUCCAGGUUCGAGUUCGAGUUCAGGAUAAACUUUUCCUCAUCCCUGUCCCACACAGCAAGGAGGCCCACUCUGUGGCCUGGCUGGCUGAACAGGCCACCCAGCGCUACUACCAGGCCUGUGGGUUGCUGACAAGGCUCACCCUGCGAAAGGAGGGGGCCCUACUGGCCCCACAUGAUCCCAUCCCCGAUGUGCUACAGAGCAAUGACGAGGUAUUGGCUGAAGUGACCUCGUGGGACCUCCCCCCACUGACUGACCGUUACCGUAGAGCCUGCCAGAGCCUGGAGCAAGGGGAGCACCAGCAGGUGCUGCAGGCCAUGGAGCGACAGGGGGUGAGCCCCUUGUUCAGCGCCUGCUCCCUGGCCCUGCACCAGGCCCAGCUCACCCCCUUGCUUCGGGCUCUCAAGCUGCACUCAGCGCUCCGGGAGCUGCGUCUGGCAGGGAACCGGUUGGGGGACGGCUGUGCCACUGAGCUGCUGGCUGCCCUGGGCACUAUGCCUGGCCUGACCCUCCUUGACCUCUCUUCUAAUCACCUGGGCCCUGAAGGCCUGUGCCAGCUUGCCUCAGGCCUCUUGGGACAGGCCACCUUGCAGAAUUUGGAGGAGCUGGACUUAAGCAUGAACCCCCUCGGGGAUGGCUGUUGCCAGGCCCUGGCCUCUGUCCUGUAUGCCUGCCCUGCGCUCAGCUCUCUGCACCUCCAGGCCUGUGGCUUUGGCCCCGGUUUCCUCCUGAACCACCAGGCAGCCCUGGGCCGUGCUUUCUUAGAUGCCAAGCACCUGAAGACACUGUCCCUGUCCUACAAUGUCCUGGGCAUCACUGCCCUGGCCCAGACCCUGCAGAGCUUGCCUGCCCAGACCCUCUUGCACCUGGAGGUCAGCUCCGUGGUGGCCAGCAAUUGUGACUCAGGCCUCGUGGAGCCCGUGGUCAGAUACCUGACCAAGAAAGGCUGUGCUCUGGCCCACUUGAACCUGUCUGCAAACCACCUGGGUGACAAGGCAGUAAGAGACCUGAGCAGAUGUCUCCCUCUUUGCCCCUCGCUUGUCUCGCUGGACCUGUCUGCCAACCCCGAGAUCAGCUGUGCUGGCCUGGAGGAGGUGCUAUCUGCCCUCCAGGAGCGACCCCAAGGCCUGAGCUUCCUGGACCUGUCAGGCUGUGCUGUCCAGAGUCCCCUGGGCUCGGCCCUCUGGGAUAAGAUCACUGCGCGGGUACAGGAGCUACAACUUUGCAGCAGGCGGCUCUCCUCGGAGGACCGGACUGCACUGUGCCAGGUGCUACGCAGCCAGCCAGGCGCUGGGGCCCGCACACUGGACCAAGGAGCCAAGCUUUUCUUCCGGCGCCUCUGACAGCUGGGGCCUCCCUGCCCCCUCCCCACAUCCCUGGGACCCCAAUAAAGGACACUGCUGCCACCCUA
Miniopterus natalensis is the source of this 4227-nucleotide messenger RNA. The record is from RefSeq and is a predicted model, not a curated record. Lineage: Eukaryota; Metazoa; Chordata; Mammalia; Chiroptera; Miniopteridae.